AAUUGUACAACAUCCCUUUUAUAUACACACGCUCACACACACACACAUUCACAAUUUUCAUACUCUCAACAAAAUGUCCUUAAUCCUUUCGCUCUUUAUUGGUAUUUUCUUAAUUUCCCCUUGACACUGAAGGAAAAAACGUGAAUUUCCAGAUGUUUAGCAUGUGUUUCUGGCUGUAACUGAUUGUGUGUCUGUGUGUGUAUGUGUGUCUUAAUAAUAUUCUUAGAACAAAAAUUUUUAAAACAGUAUCGUGUUAACUGUUGAAUACAUCAAUUUAAAUUUGAAACAUGUUAAAAUUAGAGAAAUACAAUUAGUGCGGGAAAAAUGUCUACAGCGAAAAAAGAGCGUAGUAGUCGAGUAGUUUCUAAAACGUCUGCAGAAAAAAAGAAAUACGUGGUGGAAAAAAUCCUGUCGCGACGCAAGCGCAAUCGGAAAGUGCAAUAUUAUCUCAAGUGGAAAGGUUUUGAUGAAAGUGAAAAUAGCUGGGAAUCAGCAGAAAACUUAAAUUGUAAACACUUGAUCAACAUAUUUGAGGCACAAAUAGCGAAAACAACUCUUAAGGUUAAAGUCAACGUAGAUUCUGACAGAAGUUUGACAUUAAGAACGCGCAAAACAUUGAAUUCACAAACAGUAGAAGCAACUAAACCCGCAUUGGAUGAAAGUGAAACUGAUAAAGAAAAUUCGGAAGAUCUCAAAGAUAGUUCAAUAAAACCCCUUAAAACUGACGCCGAAGAAGUAGCAACAAAAGCCAAUGCAGAGGAACAACCGAAAACAACAAAAACUGCUGUUAUCGCAAAAUCAACUAGAAAUACAAAAGUUUCUGAAAAUUCUUCAACAAUUACAAAAGAAACCAAAGAACCUGCAGCCGAAACCACUCUAGCCACCUCUAAAUCUUAUGAAAUUAUCAAUGAAAAUUUAUUGGUUACAGAUUUUCUAACUAGACCCUCUGUUCAAACGGGUUUCGAUAAAGGCCUUGAGGUGGAAAAAAUCUUAGGUGCUACAAAUGUUAAGGAUCAACUCUACUUAGUUGUAAAAUUUCACGGUGAUGAUGAACCACAAUUGAUAUUGAACACGAUAGUAAAUCGAAAAAUUCCUCAAAUGGUGAUAAAAUUCUAUGAAGACUCUUUGUCUUGGGAUACGGAUGAUGAGCAAGGAUAAUUAAUUGUUGAAGGAUGUUGUGUUUAGUUAAAAAUUUUAAAAAUCGUAAAUUUGUUAAAUUUCAAAAACAAUUUAAUGAAA
Molecule: messenger RNA, 1239 nt
Organism: Lucilia cuprina (Australian sheep blowfly)
Lineage: Eukaryota; Metazoa; Arthropoda; Insecta; Diptera; Calliphoridae
Product: chromobox protein homolog 3-like
Exons: 1
Coding region: 325-1158 (277 amino acids)
Biological process (GO): chromatin organization; negative regulation of transcription by RNA polymerase II
Cellular component (GO): pericentric heterochromatin; nucleus
Molecular function (GO): chromatin binding
Source: RefSeq, a predicted model, not a curated record